Molecule: messenger RNA, 2014 nt
Organism: Glossina fuscipes
Lineage: Eukaryota; Metazoa; Arthropoda; Insecta; Diptera; Glossinidae
Gene: bru3
Product: CUGBP Elav-like family member 4
Exons: 12
Coding region: 107-1423 (438 amino acids)
Biological process (GO): regulation of alternative mRNA splicing, via spliceosome; mRNA splice site recognition
Cellular component (GO): cytoplasm; ribonucleoprotein complex; nucleus
Molecular function (GO): mRNA binding
Source: RefSeq, a predicted model, not a curated record
UUGCGCAGAGAGAGAGAGAGAGAGAGAGUGUGUGUGUAUAUUUAUACAUAUGUAUAUUUAUACAUAUAUAUAAAGCCAUCGUUAUCAUCAUUACCAUAACAACAACAUGUUGGCCUUUCAUAACGAACAUAUAGCCAGUUGCGCUUUCUUAACCUACUUCAGCCCUGAUAGUAGUAGUACUUCGACUAAUUUGCCAUCAUCGUUAGCCCCAACUGCAGCUAUGGUGGCUGAUAAACCAGCUUUAACUGGGAUGAACCGUGCUUUACAGCUUAAGCCGGCUGAAAGCGAAAGUCGUGGCGAGAGAGAACGCAAACUAUUCGUUGGCAUGCUAAGCAAACAACAAACCGAAGAGGAUGUCAGACAAAUUUUUAAUCCCUUUGGCGCAAUAGAGGAGUGCACUAUACUACGUGGCCCGGAUGGUUCCAGUAAGGGUUGCGCUUUUGUAAAGUUCACCUCACAACAGGAGGCUCAAUCCGCAAUCAACAAUUUACACGGAAGUCAAACUAUGCCGGGUGCUUCCUCGAGUUUGGUAGUAAAAUUUGCUGACACUGAAAAAGAAAGACAAAUCCGGCGAAUGCAACAAAUGGCCGGCCAUAUGAAUCUUUUAAAUCCCUUUGUUUUUAAUCAGUUUGGUCCAUAUGGAGCUUACGCUCAGCAACAACAAGCUGCUUUAAUGGCCGCCGCUGCAACGGCACCAGGCUCAUAUAUGAAUCCUAUGGCCGCCGCUGCUUUGGCCACCCAAAUACCUCAUGGAAUCAAUGGAGCUGGUCAGCCGUCGUUGCCCUCUCCGACUAUGCCCAAUUUUCAAAUGGGCGCUCAAACACCUAAUUGCCAACCAGGUGGUGGUGCUGCAGCAGCGGCCGCUGCAGCUGCUGCUGCUGCUGAUGGUGUUUUUACAAAUGGCAUGGCACCGCAAACUCCCUUCCCAGGACCCCCUUUACACCUAACUAUACCUCCACCACCACCGCAAGGUCUGCCAAAUGGAGAGGCGGCUGCUUUGCAGCAUGCCUUUGCCGGAAUGCCGUCAUUUCCCGGAGUAGCCUUCCCCGCCGUAUUUGGACAAUUUCCACAAGCUUUACCACCACCUAUAGCAGCGGUUGCACCCGCUCAACGUGAAGAUUUUCUGAUGUUCCCAGGAUGUUCGAUCUCGGGCCCCGAGGGCUGCAAUUUGUUCAUAUAUCACUUGCCCCAGGAAUUUGGCGAUGCUGAACUCAUGCAAAUGUUCCUGCCGUUCGGCAACGUUAUCAGCUCGAAAGUGUUUAUCGAUCGAGCCACAAAUCAAAGCAAAUGUUUUGGUUUCGUUUCAUUUGAUAAUCCUGCCAGCGCUCAGACCGCCAUUCAAGCAAUGAACGGUUUUCAGAUUGGCAUGAAAAGACUGAAGGUCCAAUUGAAACGACCAAAAGAUGCGAGCCGACCUUAUUAACAAUCAGAGUUCCUUCAAACGUUACAAUAUCUUCACAAUUCCAUGAACGUGCAAGUAUUUAGCAAACUUUUAAUGCAGUUUCAUGUAUUAAAGCAUCCCGAUAAACAAUUAACAGCCCGCCAUUAUAUGCAGAAUCCUAACCUGCCUCGUUAAACAAAAAAAGCCAUAAAAAUAAAAUAAAAAAUAAAAAAACAUAAAAAAAAAAAUUAAAAAAAAAAAAUAAAGUAAAAGCAAAAAUAAAAAUCAAGCAGUAAGAAAGCAUUAGCAAGUGAGAUAUACAACAAGAAAAUAUGAUGAGACUUGAAAUUACAUUCACACCGAAAAAAAUUUCUUUCUUCUUCUCCCGCAACUCGCCAUCGUACAGUCUCCUCCAUAAGGCAAUUAUAGUUUAACUCACUUUUUUUUAGAGAUAACAUUAUUAUGAAUUAAAAAAAAAUUUAUAAAGAAAAAAAAAACAGUCUUAAAAAAACCCAAAAAUUUAUUAUAGAAUCCUUAUAUUCAAGAUGUUUAUACUACACAUGAUAAAUACAACAACAAAAACAAAAGAUACAACUAAAAAAAAAAAAUCACAAAACAGUAUAUUAAAAAAAA